AUGAGUUAUGCACUGAUGAAACAUCCGGACGGUCUCCUUUGCCAGGUUUUCAUCUCGCACGCCUGGGCCGAAGGGAUCUUCGAGCUUUCCGACCUGGUACGACGGGGUUGGCCUCGAUUGCAGUCGCUGCGGAAUCUGUACUGCUGCCUGCUUGCCAACCCUCAAAAUCUGGACAUAUCCGCCCUCCUGAGCGUGCCCCCAGAGGAGAGUCCUUUUGCGAAGGCAAUGCAGCGUGCGUCGCACGUCCUGGUAAUACCUAAUGAUACCGUCAGUAUAUAUACCCGCCUGUGGUGCGUCUAUGAAGCCUACCUCGGUACUUGCUGGCACAAGACCUGCAUUAUGCCUGCCAGACCACAACGAUCACAGCAGUGUUCUGUGGCUGUACGGACGCUUCUGGUACCAUCCACUCUGGGACUGCUCCUGGGCUGCUUUUGGCUCCUUGCAGUGUUCCAUGGCUGUUCCAGCUGCCCACGCUGCUUUGUGGAUCCCUUCCUCAGUGCAAGCGCGACACUGACGACUGCGUGCUUCGUGGCCUCCCUGGUCAUGGAAUGCUUCCACCGUCGCCUUCGAGUUUGGGUCAAGUGCAUCAUCAUCCGCAGCGUGCAUAUCCUUAUCAUCUGCAUUUGCGCAGCUGUGUCCGUGCCAUACUUAGCCUUGGUACCUGUGGGCCAGAGCCCAUGGAGCCGCAUCUUUCAGCAGCUGAUUCCCUGCGCGCUGUGCGUUUUCAAUGUGUGCCGCGCCGCGCAGCUCAACCAGCAUCAGCUGGAGGAUGUUUGGCAAAGACGAAGAGCACGUAUUACUGACAUGGAACUCUCAAAGCAAGCCAGUCUCCUCGCCAUUCAGACAUUGGAGGACGCUAAUUGCUCCGACCCCCACGACGAAGCUCGAAUUCGGCAGGCCAUACACGGCUACGAG
This is a messenger RNA of Symbiodinium pilosum, 915 nucleotides long. The record is from the annotation of a GenBank genome assembly. NCBI's taxonomy places the organism in Eukaryota, Dinophyceae, Suessiales, Symbiodiniaceae.